Molecule: messenger RNA, 1414 nt
Organism: Pistacia vera
Lineage: Eukaryota; Viridiplantae; Streptophyta; Magnoliopsida; Sapindales; Anacardiaceae
Exons: 12
Coding region: 143-1198 (351 amino acids)
Source: RefSeq, a predicted model, not a curated record
GUCGGCAAUCAGCAACCCCAAAUAUCUGGACUUAAAAACACCCUCAGAACUAAGAAAAUUCACCCCAAAAUUAUUUUUUCUUAAAAAAAUUUUCACAGAUUCAAUUAUGAAUGAUUUGAUUUGAAGCUGGCGGUGAGUGAAAAUGGCUGCUGCUAUCCUCGCCCUUCACUUUUCCUUCCCCUCUUCAGUCUCCGUCACCACCAAAACCAAACUCUUCUCCUCGGGGUUUAGCUCAGCUCGACGUGGAAAUGGAUUAGUUCCAGUGGCUUGUUCUCAUGCUGCUAUUUCAAGAAAAGGGCAAGGUUCAUAUGAUCCUGAGCUUCGCUUGGUGCUUGAACUGGCCACUGAUUCAGAGUUAUAUGAGCUUGAAAGAAUUCUUUUUGGCCCCAGCUACUUCAGUCCUCUGCUAAAAUCAUUGACGAAUGGUGCUGAUGUGGACCAUGUCAUGAUUGAAGAAGACCUUGAAGAGAGAGAGGGUUUCAUUGCAGCUCUUGAGUCACGAUUUUUAUUUCUUGCUGCUGAUGCACGGUCAACCUUAAGGGGUUGGAGGCCUUCAUAUAGAAAUGUCUUGCUUGCUGUGAGGAAAAAGUUGAACAUUCCUUGCUCAAGCAAAUUGUCGACUGAAGAUCUAGAAGUUGAAAUUUUUCUUCAUCUUUUGCAAGAAUAUGCUAGUGAAGAAUCUGGAGUUUUUCCGGGCUUAUGGGAAAAUUCUAAGGCCAUUGAUAUUCAGAAUACUUUAGAGCUUGGACUCAGUCAGUGGAAGGUGCAAGGCCUUGCUUUUAUGAAGGUUGGGGCAGCAGAGCUCAAGUCAAUGAUCUUGAAGGGUGGUGGUAUGUAUACUUUGGCGAAAGUUUAUGAAUUGCUAGCGAGGAGAUUAUCUGGGAAGGUGUUCUUAGAGGCUGCCAACUAUCAGAUAAAGAAGGAAGUUCUUAAAAAGGGUGGGCAAUUAGCUGCUAUUAAUUUGGAGUCCAGAGCAGCUUUGCUUGCAGCAAAGCAGGGCUUUGCUGGUGCUGCAACAAAAUAUUUGGGUUUUAGGAGUAUGAUGGCAUUUCUUGGCCCAAUAAUGUGGGGAACAUUACUGGCAGAUGUCGUCAUUCAGAUGCUUGGAACUGAUUAUGCUAGAGUGUUGCGAGCUAUUUAUGCAUUUGCUCAGAUCCGUAUUACGCGCACAUAUCGGUUGCCAAUCGACAAUGAUUAAGGAAUCUCAACGACAUCUCUGAGAAGGUUGCAUGUUGAACAUCCUCAAGUAGAAUGAGCACUCUUCAGCUGGUGGCUGGGCUGCAAUGACAUUGGAGUUGGUACUUUAAAUUUGCCAUCAUUUUUGCAGUGUAACAAAAUUGUACCUUCAUGAAUAUAGUACUUGACCUAGUACACCAAUUUAUCUGCCUCUGUAAAUUGAUUUUGAAAUUGGAGU